AACAGCUUGAUCGAAUUUCACGUGUAGCUUUCAAUUUGUUUAUUUUCGGUUUGCCGCCAAAAUGAGCACAGCAAGUGACAAAAAAAUUGUUAUUAAUAAACGUUUAAAAGGUUUGCCCCGUGAGGCUCUGGAAAAACUGAGCCAAACGGAGUUGAUUGAUAAGGUUGUCCAAUUGGAAGCUUACAACUUUCAGCUGCGAAAUCUGCUGCAGAAAAAGCUAACUGAGCACGAUAAAAAUGAUAAGGAAUAUGCUUUACUAUUUGAAAAAGACAAGGAAGACAAAGUUUCCAAAGAUGAAAAGAUGUCCAGCAAAAUGCAGAAGCAACGUAAGUUCGAUUGGAGCAGUGCUCACAGGCGUCAUGUUUUGCUAAAGAUUACCUACUUUGGCUGGGAUUAUCAAGGAUUUGCCUGCCAGGAGGACUCUAAUGAUACCAUCGAAUCAAACUUGUUCCGUGCUCUAAGUCGAACUUGCCUUAUUGAAUCUCGUGCCACCUCUAAUUAUCAUCGUUGUGGACGCACUGACAAGGAAGUAAGCGCAUUCUGCCAAGUGAUUUCCAUCGAUCUUCGCAGCAAGCAUUCACCCGAAACUCAACUGGAUCCCACGGCUCUCUCCUCUGAAAUCGAUUAUUGUGGUCUGUUGAAUCGCGUCCUACCCAAGAACAUCCAGUGUGUGGCUUGGAUGCCAUUGCGUAGUCCUGUUUAUAGUGCUCGAUUUGAUUGCGUAUCGCGUAGCUAUCGUUACUACUUUCCGAAGGGUGACUUGGAUAUCUCUUCCAUGCAGGAAGCUUGCAAUCUCCUAGUGCGCCAUGCGGAUUUUAGAAAUUUCUGCAAAAUGGACGUGCACAACGGAGUGACGAACUACAUGAGGAACUUGCAAUCAGCCAGGGUGGAAGCUUGUGAGGAGAAACAAUUAAAUUCAGGCUACGACAUGUACUAUCUGGAGAUCCAAGCUAAUGCCUUCCUCUGGCACCAAAUAAGAUGCAUUAUGGCAGUACUACUACUUGUUGGUCAGAAAAAAGAGAAACCCAGCGUUAUCAGUGACUUGCUCGAUGUGGAGUCCAAUCCCUGCAAGCCUCAGUACACUCCUGCCAUUGGUUUGCCCUUAAAUCUCUUUAGUUGCGAUUUUCGAGACAAGACCACGAGGAAUAUAAACCAUUCACCUGGUGGGGAAGAAAUUGAAGAAGCUAUGGAUACGACCAUGGAGGAAACCGGGGACUCGGAUCCUUCUGCUGAAUCAAAAAGUGAUCUUACAACCUGGAUUUACAAUAAGGAAAAUCUACAAAAGCUUAUUGAGAACACUCAAUGUGAGUGGACACAAUUCAGUGUAAAAAGCACCAUGAUCAGAAAUGUGCUCCAACAACUAGAGACUUUUCUAGAAGAGAACUUUCAAUCCACGGAGAAGGUGCAGGCACAAGUAAUCCUGUUGCAGGAUUCUGUCAAGCCGCGUCAAUAUCAACCACUCCUCGAACGCAAACGCUGUGAGAGCUUGGAGAACCGGAUAGACCAUUUUGUUAAGAAGCAACGACUGAUUGUCAAAGAUGAAGCGGAAACGGCGUGAUUAAUUUUAAAAAACUGUCAUUAAAACAAACCAUUAGUAGUUUUUCAGGUAAAUAUAUUUAACUUGUAUGUA
This is a messenger RNA of Drosophila eugracilis, 1630 nucleotides long. Its product is annotated as tRNA pseudouridine(38/39) synthase. The transcript is spliced from 5 exons. The coding region runs from base 62 to 1558 and encodes 498 amino acids. Lineage: Eukaryota; Metazoa; Arthropoda; Insecta; Diptera; Drosophilidae. Gene Ontology annotation, biological process: tRNA pseudouridine synthesis; mRNA pseudouridine synthesis. Gene Ontology annotation, cellular component: cytoplasm; nucleus. The record is from RefSeq and is a predicted model, not a curated record. Gene Ontology annotation, molecular function: pseudouridine synthase activity; RNA binding.